This is a messenger RNA of Leopardus geoffroyi (Geoffroy's cat), 1394 nucleotides long. RefSeq lists its product as uncharacterized. The record is from RefSeq and is a predicted model, not a curated record. The transcript is spliced from 2 exons. NCBI's taxonomy places the organism in Eukaryota, Metazoa, Chordata, Mammalia, Carnivora, Felidae. Bases 1 to 1107 code for a protein of 368 amino acids.
AUGAGCCACCACCACCCGUCUCCCCAAACCGCCUUCCCGGUGGGGACCUCAGUUCCCUCGCUGUGCCAGCUGCUUGGUGAAAGGGACCUCGGGCGUUCGCCGGCCUCUGCCACCAGCUCGGGAAGCCCUGGACGGAUCUGGGGCUUAAAAGCGCCAGUUUUCCAGGUCCCGGGUCUGGCAACCAGGGAGCUCCCGGCCCGGGCACCGCGAAAACCCGGAGAGGCUGCGCCCGGGACAUGCAUUCUCGCCAUCCCUCUGGUGCUGCGACUGGCUCAGCCACUAUUCGGCGCCGAGCCGAGGUUCAGCCAGCCCAGCCAAGAGGGGUCCCGACCCUCCAGGAAGACCAAGGACGCGGCGCCCAAGCCCGAACGCGGCAGGGACAAGAGCGCUGGGUGGGCAGAGCCAGGGCUGAAGCAGCAGGCUCGGCCCGGAGGAUCCCGGCGCGUCUCGGCUCCGCCUCCGGCCCUGGCCGCUUUCCCCGGCCCGGGUCGGGUCUUCCAUUCCACUGUUUGUCUCGGAGAGGUCGGAGACGUGCUCGGUGCACAGGGGGCCGGAUGCGGUCAUAAAUCUUCAUGCGGGACCUCCUUCCCGUCGCUCACACGCCGGUGCUCCUGGCCGCCCUGGCAUCCCGGGCUGCACUGGGCGCCCUGCUCUCCCCGCCAUGGCCUGGGGUUCCCUGGAGCGGCGCGGGGAGUCAAGGCCGGAGCGUCCCCAUUCGCCAAAGAGAGGGAACAGCCUCGCCCCGUUCUGUGCCACCGCCUUCCAUCCCCGAGGUUGCUGGACCCUGAGGCUGCCCGGGCCUCACUGGAUCUCCGCCUGGGAGGGGCGGGGAACAAGCCUUCUGGCGGGUACCUCGCAUCAGCCGAGCAGAGCAGGCCACGCGCCAGAUCAGGGACAAUCACCUCCAAAUGGUCUUUGCUCUUUGCUCGGGACUUCGGUGGGGACAGCCGAGAGAGGGGGAGGCCUUCACCCCCUCGUAGGCACCUCCCCCUCACCGUGCCAGUGACACAACUGCAACGGCCCCGGGGCAGAUGCCGGAGGUGGAAGGUUUGGAAACCUCGGCCCGGCCCGAAACGAUCUUACUGUGGGAGCUUCGCUCCUUCCUAGAAUUUCUAGAAGCACAUUCGGAAGGAUCGCGAGGGCUUCGGCAGGGCCCGGAGGAAUUCGAGCGCUCGCCCCGCCGCCCGGGAGCGGAUGAGGCUGCCCAGCCGCAUUCCGGCCGUGCCUCCCCGCCUCGGCCCCGGCCCCCGCCGAGGCGCCCCAGGAAGCGUCUCCGAAAACAAAGCUCUGCGGUUUCAGCCCAAGGUUAAAGUCCACCACGAGCGUGUUUUUUUCCCCCCCUCCGGAAUCCGAGAGCGAUAGCGUUUCUCCAAAUAAACCGCCAAUAAAUCAGC